This is a messenger RNA of Funneliformis mosseae, 124 nucleotides long. The record is from the annotation of a GenBank genome assembly. Lineage: Eukaryota; Fungi; Glomeromycota; Glomeromycetes; Glomerales; Glomeraceae.
AGGCUCGAAAAUAAACAUCUUGUAAUUGACUUAGACUUUGCAUCUUUGUAUUCAAACCUUAUUAUGACAUAUAACCUCUCACUUGAUAAAAUUAUUUUAUCUCAAGAGCGUGCUAAACAAAGUG